UCACGUUGUUGUCUUCUUUGAUAAUCAUGGAAUCAUCCUCCUCAUCAACCAUUUCCCUCUAAACUCUCUUUCUCUCUCUCUUUCUCUUCACCCAAACGGAGACUAGGGGAAGAGACGCCGAUUACGCUCCACUCAACCGCUGUGUUAUCUGUCAUUUUUCUUUUUUUCUUUUCCUCUCUGGAUCUAAAUCCUCGCCCUUACAAAGUUUUUUCUUCUUCCCUCAUUUUUUCCCGCGAGUAUUGUUUUGAGUCUUUCGGUUUCCUUUCGGAGAUCUUUCUCUGUGAGUCAACUGUAGCUGGUGAAAAGAGAUUCGAAAAGGAACUCUUCUGUCGGCUGAAUUUGAUCAAAAUUACUUUUACUGCUGUCGUCUCACGCCUCCUCAAGUCGCUGCUCCUCCCACAACUACACCAUUCAGACAUACUAAUACGCUGAAGAGAUGGUAAAAAAUCUGAAAAGAGUUUCUGAUCCUUCUAUGGAGGGCGCUGAUUCCAAUCUGGCUCCUUUGAAAGACACAACUCCACAAUCUGAUGCAACAUCGUGUAUAUCAUCUGUGGGAGACGCAACCGGUAGUGUCAAAGGAAGUGAAGUUGACCAUGAUUCCCUCGCUAUGGAUCAAGGCAUGUCUUAUUCAAGCAGUGGCUAUUACGGAUACUAUUAUCCAGGUUAUGAUUGUUCCUAUGGAGGGUUGGACAACCAAGGGUACCAUGUUGGUGGUGAUGGAAUGGAACUUCAAUAUCCUGUUAUGCAAGCAGAUAACGGGUCUUUUGUCUACUUCAUGCCAGGAUUUCAGCCUGGUUACACUCCAUAUUUUCCCAUGUCGACAAUUGGCGUUGAUGGACAAUAUGUCGAUCAACAGGCAUAUCUGCCAACCCCCAUGUUUCAACCACCAAUUGCCUCGCCUGGACAUUAUCCCACUACUAUUCCUUAUGGGAAGUUGCUACCAUCACCCUAUGUGUGGGAUCCAUCCCUUGUUGGAGAUGGAUAUUUUGGAAAUAUCUAUGCAGGAGCUCCAGAAUUUACAGAGCCAAAACACAAUUUGCCUUCCCCAAGUCACAGCAUCCAUAAACAACUGAAACCAGUGAACAAGGCCUUGCCUCAUGCCUCAUCUUUUCAGUCAGAUGUAGUUGCCAAAGGUUACUUUCCCGUUUCAAAACCUUCAGCCCAUAAUCAAGAGAAGGGUGGAAUGCCAUAUUCAAACAGUCCAGUGAAUUUAAAAGCAAAUGCAAGGGGUUGGGGCAGCAGUGAGAAGCUGAAAUCAAGAAGCAAAAUUAAUGGUGUUAGGGAUAUUGGUUUGCUAAAUGAGCACAACCAGGGUCCUAAAACGGCCAAUGCAAAAGGUGUUUUGAUUUCUGGAGGUAAUGCUGCUGGAUCCCUGGAAACUGAUGGGAAUGGAAAUAGUAACAGCAUAUCCUCUUUUAUCAGGAUGGAUCAAUAUAACCUUCCUGACUUUCCGACCAAAUAUGAUCAUGCAUUUUUCUUUGUUAUCAAAUCUUACAGUGAAGAUGAUAUUCAUAAGAGCAUCAAGUACAAUGUGUGGGCUAGUACUCCUAAUGGGAAUAAGAGGCUAGAUAGUGCAUAUCAAGAUGCUCAAGAGAGGAUGGUUGAUAAAGGCAGCAAGUGCCCAGUGCUUCUUUUCUUUUCGGUUAAUGCAAGUGGUCAGUUCUGUGGAAUAGCCGAGAUGAUUGGCCGAGUUGAUUAUAAUAAGAACAUGGAUUUCUGGCAGCAAGAUAAGUGGAAUGGUUAUUUUCCUGUUAAGUGGCACAUUCUAAAAGACGUUCCAAAUCCACUUUUACGACAUAUAAUACUUGAGAAUAAUGACAACAAGCCCGUUACCAACAGUCGAGAUACCCAGGAGGUGAGAUUUCCUCAGGGUAUUGAAAUGUUGAUUAUUUUUAAAAACUAUGUGUCAAAGACGUCCAUAUUGGACGAUUUCGACUUUUAUGAAAACCGCCAGAAGGUGAUGCAAGAAAAGAGGACGGGGGAAUUUACACCCCAUUAUAAUCUGCAGAAGAUAGAUGAAUUAACCACCAGUUUUAAGACGGUAGAUCUGUCUGCUGCGAAGAGCAUUGGGCAACCGGAGGACGUCGAAGACAAGGCGAAGAAAUGAAGAGGAUAUGAAAACCUUUACAGAAAGGGUCUAAUUGCUGCUGAGACCAAUGCCAACCUGGAUGGAAAUAAGAGCAGUCUCAGAAGAAAAGAAAAUAAAAGAAUUGACUUGUUUAGAAGAUUUUCAGUGAUCCUUUACGAGGAAAAAAGGAGCCGAUGAUCCUUUCUUGUAUUGAGAUGGUUAGUGGGUUUCGCUGCCACGAAAGCUGUUUGUGUACCACCAUUACAGAAACUUGGAUGACCCCUUUGAUAAUUGAUAUGCUUUUGGGGUUUCAUGCAAUCCAAGUUUUUUCUUUCCUUUUUUUUUUUUUUUUCUUUUUUCAAGUUCCCUCUUUCUUUAAGUUGUAUUUGGUUUUUAUUUUAUUUUAUUUUUUUUUUAAAUCCUUAUUCAAAUGCCCCCUUGCACAUUA
Messenger RNA from Juglans regia (Persian walnut), 2516 nucleotides. Its product is annotated as YTH domain-containing protein ECT4-like. The coding region runs from base 437 to 2107 and encodes 556 amino acids. The record is from RefSeq and is a predicted model, not a curated record. NCBI's taxonomy places the organism in Eukaryota, Viridiplantae, Streptophyta, Magnoliopsida, Fagales, Juglandaceae. Gene Ontology annotation, cellular component: cytoplasm. Gene Ontology annotation, biological process: mRNA destabilization. Gene Ontology annotation, molecular function: mRNA binding. The transcript is spliced from 10 exons.